AGAAGCUGAGGUUUUGGGAAGCCUGUGGGUAUAAGCUGAUUAGCUGGCUGCUUUACUUCUCACUGCUCCUCGAGGGAGGAGAUUUGGAGCAAAAAUAACCUCUAAGUCCUAUCAGCAGCAUGUUUACAGAUCACACAGGAUGGAAUAAGAACCAUUGUCUUAAGCUUUUCUGGAAUGUGGCAAGCAGCUUUCCAGACAUUUCUCUCUGUCCAUAGCUCAAGUCUAAAUCUUGGCGAGGAUACUUAACCUGAUUUCAUGCAUAUCUCCAUAGGACUAUCUGCAUUAGCACUAGAGUGAGUCGGAUUUUUUGUUUCCAUGCCGACCCUACGGAUGGUGUGAGCCUGUUGUCUUUGGUGGACUGAAGACGGAGAGGUAUCCCACAGUGCCGAGCACUGCUAGCAUGCCUGUGCAUCAAAUAUCAGUUGUGCCUAUUGCCAAGGAGACUGCAAGUAACAUUCGGAGCUCCAGCAGGACUAGAGACAAGAGUAAAGAGAAUGAGGGUGAGAAGGCACCUGGACGAUCAGGAAGUCGUUCCAGCAAUAUUUCUAAGGCGAGCAGUUCCAAGGAGUCCAAGGGAGCCGUGCUAAACAGUGUUUCGCAAACAUCAGUUACACCUUCUUCUCAAGACAUAUGCAGCUCUACUGUUUACACUAAACAUGCAGUAGAUGGCUCCGAUCAAGCUACACUCAUCAUGCCUGUAAGCCACGCCCCCCACUCUAUCCCCAACGCGAAGCGACAAGUCAAACGUCGCAUCCGGCGGCGACGGGACAACGGUGGAACAGGGACCGCUGGGUGUGUCACAGAGUGUGUGAACCAACCGAGACCUUCGCGGUCACAUAAACAUGUACCCACACGGUAUGAUUCGUCCUCUGAAGAUGAGCAGCGCUGGAGAGAAGCUCGCUCCUGGAGCCGUCAGAAAGCAAGACGGAGACGCAGCAGCAGCCGGCAAGUGCAAGCACAGGACAUCGUUGAGCUUGAUGAGGGACAGAAAGAGAACAGGCCUCCGCACUGCAAGAGCCCCACCACCAAGGGCCACAAAAAGGUUUUGGCAAAAAGGGAGGAGCGUGGGAGCCAAAGUCAGGCACCUAAAGAGGGUGGGCGUGGCAGUAGUAGGUGUGGAAGUGAGGAGGAUGAGCCUAUUAGAAAGUCGUAUGAGGAGGGAGGCUCUGGACACCCAGAUAUGGCUGUCCCGUCUGCCUAUAAAUGCACAAAUUCCCCCAAUCAAAAUGGUUCUUCUCAACAAGCAUGCACUGAUGAUGAACUAGAGGUGUGCAGGAUCUGUCACUGUGAAGGUGAUGAAGAAUGCCCACUCAUCACGCCCUGCCGGUGUACAGGAAGUUUGCGUUUCGUGCAUCAGACCUGCCUGCACCAGUGGAUCAAGAGCUCUGAUACACGCUGCUGUGAGCUGUGCAAAUAUGACUUCAUCAUGGAAACACACCUCAAACCUCUACGCAAGUGGGAGAAGCUGCAGAUGUCUGCAAGUGAACGAAGGAAGAUCUUCUGCUCGGUGACCUUUCAUCUGGCAGCCGUGGUGUGCGUCGUCUGGUCUCUGUAUGUUCUGAUUGACCGUACAGCUGAAGAAAUCCGACAAGGCAAGAACAACGCGUUGCUGCGUUUGUCCCCUCUCACUGCCGUAGGGGUGCUGGAGUGGCCGUUCUGGACCAAGCUUAUUGUGGUGGCCGUCGGAUUUGCUGGAGGACUCAUCUUCAUGUACAUUCAGUGCAAAGUCUAUCUGCAGCUGUGGAGGAGGCUGAAGGCUUUCAACAGGAUCAUCUUUGUACAGAACUGCCCCGACACCGUCCGCAACGGAGAUAACAGGCUCCCACUGGUCACCCAAAGCAACGGCAAACAUGAGGCAGUGGAGGUUUCUGGACCUCAGACACAGACGAACACUUCCUGCCCUGCUCCUCCGGGAAGUGUGGAGGUAGCUCCAGUCUGAAAGUGGGUGGAGAGGUUGUGGCCACUUACUGUCCCUCCGCAAAAUAGGCAUGAGGACAGAAGGUUGGCUGCGUCUCCAGAGGCUCACUCCAGAGUGUGGUUGAAAUGUGGGGAAAAUCUAGCCAAGAACUUCUAAUGCAUUUGACCAAAGUGAUGUUAACUUUAAUACAAAAAGCACUUUCUCCUUGCCAUUUGAUGUGUCUGAUCCUUUUUUUAAACAUGCAGAAAAAACAUAUCCUUAAUUCACACAAAAUGAAGGAUAUGUAAAAAAAAAAAUUCUUUAAAAUUACAGUUUAACUUAAUGAAAUGGUUAAAUUCAGUAAAAACCUUUAAAGUAAAAAACAAACAAACUAGAAAACAGAGAUGCAUUGGUACAUAGCUUGUAUUCUAUUAGCAAUGUGUAACUAUGAAGUUUUUUUGUUGUCUUCAAUGAAGCAAAUGAAAGAUCAGAAUUUUUUGUGUAAUUAUUUGUAGACACAUUAUGUUUGUCUAUACACUUAGAUGAAGAUCAGAUCACAUUUUCUGACAAAUUUAUUAAUUCCAAAAUACAUUUUCUUAUCACUGAAUUUGUUUUUUAGUUUAUUUAUUGAUGCAGUUGGCAGCAAAGGCACCACCAAAGCAUGACAUAACUAGAUCAUGUUUACCAUAGUUAACUUUUCAUUUCUACAGGUAAAAAGGGAACAUUUGCAAUAGAUUUGACUACUUUUAGAAAACAAAGUUAAAAUAAAAUUAUUUACACUUUAAGGAACAACCCAUAACUCUAUUUUUCUCCACAGCAAGCUGAAGAAUAUUAAAUAUUUAACUUAAGGUUGUAUUAGUAAACAUUAGUACAUGCAUUAACUAACAUAAAAAAAAACUGAAUAAUAUAGAUUUUCAGCACCUAAUUAAUAUUUGUUUAUGUUAGUUAAUACCAAUACAAUUGUUCAGGUUAGUUCAUUGUGCAUUAACUCAUGUUAACAACUUUUGAUCUUAAAGGGGACAGAGAAUGAAAAACCAUUUUUACCUUGUCUUUGUUGAAUAAUUGUAGUCUACCCACAUUCACAAACAUACAAAAAGUGCUAUACAUGCUAAACAUCUCAGUCUCAUAGAAAUUCCUCUUUUAGAAAUGUCAGCCAGAAAACGGCCCAAUCUGAAAAACUGAUGCUUAUGACAUCACAGGCAUCUAAC
This is a messenger RNA of Paramisgurnus dabryanus, 3105 nucleotides long. RefSeq names its product membrane-associated ring finger (C3HC4) 1 (gene marchf1). Lineage: Eukaryota; Metazoa; Chordata; Actinopteri; Cypriniformes; Cobitidae. The record is from RefSeq and is a predicted model, not a curated record. Gene Ontology annotation, molecular function: zinc ion binding.